Zingiber officinale is the source of this 1434-nucleotide messenger RNA. RefSeq lists its product as uncharacterized. Bases 319 to 1116 code for a protein of 265 amino acids. Lineage: Eukaryota; Viridiplantae; Streptophyta; Magnoliopsida; Zingiberales; Zingiberaceae. The record is from RefSeq and is a predicted model, not a curated record. Gene Ontology annotation, molecular function: zinc ion binding. The transcript has 7 exons.
CCAGCCUCUUCUCAACGCCGAAGUUGUUCCUAGUUUUUCUGCAUCGAUUCCAAGGUACAAUUUCGUAUUUGCUUCUACUCUGGUUUUCUCCGCUAUCAAGUUUCGAUCCUCAACUGUUGUUUAAGAGGCUCACGGUUGCCUGUUCCCGGCGCCUGUUGCUUCGCCCUUUGAGGAAAUUAAUGCCACAGCACUUUUCUUUUAUUGCACAAGCCCAUGAAACAAUUGGAGCAGGAAGACAGAACCAGAUGAUUUGUCAGUUCAUGAGCUCUGAAGGAUAUCAAGUGGAACCCUGAAGACGGUGUUAUUACAAAAGGAGCAAUGCUUAAUAAUGGUACAGUGGGGCAGGAAAGAUUCGAGGGAUCAUCUGAACCCAAUUUAUGUACCACCCUAAAUCAUAGUGGAAAUGAAAGAAGAGGAGAGGACGGCAUAGUUUCACUCGAGGUGCCAGCAGAUAGUUCCUUGCCUCCUAUAUCACUAAGCAUCAUAAUAAUUCCGCCAGCAGAUGAAAUCACAAAACCCAACAAGAAUACCUCCAAAUGUACAACUUCUGAUGGUGAUGAGAUGAUUCCUGGGAUGACUUCCUCAAAGAAGGGUUUCUUGUCAAGGAGUGGGAGCUAUCAGGAGCAAUGCAGAGUAUGUCAGCAGCAAGCAGAAGAACCACUGAUUGAUCUUGGGUGCAGAUGCCGAGGCGAGCUUGCCAAAGCUCAUCGUUCUUGCAUUGAUAUUUGGUUUCAUACUAAAGGUUCAAAUAAAUGUGAGAUAUGCCAACAGAUUGCUGCAAAUGUACCAUUUCCAGAGUCACAGCCAAGUUCCAACAGCUGGUUGUGGAGGAUCAACUCAGGCUACCUGAGGGGACAAGAACAUGAAAGGAGAUGCUUUAGUCCACUUUGGGUUGCAUUUGCUAUUUUAAUUGGAGGACUGCUGUUGGAUGUGCUAGUGUCAGUUUCUCUUGGUGUUUCUGCCUUGCCAGUGAACAUCAUUAUAGGUGUUCUCAUUGUGCUUGGAUUAGGCACUUCUUUUCGACUUGCCAUAGAAUGUUGUCAAGAGCAGAGUACAAGGAGAAGUCUUCGGACGACAGACAUGACUUUCAAUAGUCAGUACCAUCCAACCGUAUAGAAGUGGUAUAUUAUGCAAGGUAACAGUGAACUAGUCAUUCCCCUUAAAAUUUACACAAUAUAGGAAAAAUAUUCAUCUUUGCUUAACGAUUGUUUGCAUAUAAACAACAAAAGUGUACCGUUCAACUUUCAGUUUUUUUGUUCUUUCUUUCUGGUCUUAUCUACCUGGUUCAUUGCAUUUCACUCUACAAAAAAUCACCUUGGGAAGUGUCCUGUACAUUGAUCACCAUAGUUUGUGAUGCUUUUGCAUGUAAGUGUAAACAUUCAUAAUUGUCUUUGUCUUCAAUAGGAUAGUUAUUUAUGUGCACGUUUCUAUUUA